CGUCAGGUGAUCGCCGGCAGUCACGGUCACGUGGCCUGAGCGGGUUCGCCCGUGCUGGCCAUGGCGGCCGCCGUGUCCAGUGUGGUGAGGCGGGUGGAAGAGCUCGGGGACCUGGCUCAGGCCCACAUACAGCACCUUAGCGAAGCCGCGGGGGAAGACGAUCAUUUUUUAAUUCGGGCCUCUGCAGCUUUAGAAAAAUUGAAACUCCUUUGUGGAGAAGAAAAAGAAUGUUUAAAUCCAUCAAAUCUUCUGGAACUGUACACACAGGCUAUUUUGGACAUGACAUAUUUUGAAGAGAACAAGCUAGUAGAUGAAGAUUUUCCUGAAGACUCUUCUCCACAGAAAAUAAAAGAGCUGAUCAGUUUUCUUUCAGAACCAGAAAUUUUAGUUAAAGAAAACAGUAUGCAUCCAAAACCUUGUAGUUUGCUUGGGGAUGAGCUCCUGGAAUGUCUGUCUUGGAGACGAGGAGCCCUGCUGUAUAUGUAUUGUCAUUCUCUGACUAAGAGAAGGGAGUGGCUCUCAAGAAAGUCGAAUUUGCUUCAAAAGUACCUUGUUGAUGGAAUCACUUACUUGCUGCAGAUGCUAAAUUACCGAUGCCCUAUCCAGUUAAACGAAGGAGUUUCUUUCCAAGACCUAGACACAGCUAAAUUACUAAGUACAGGAAUAUUUAGUGACAUUCAUGUGCUGGCUAUGAUGUACAGUGGAGAAAUGUGCUAUUGGGGAUUGAAGCAUUGUGCAGAUCAACAGUCAGAAAAUCAUGAAGUUGCUACUGGAGCAAGCUGCACUAUACACAAAGAACCCUUGGAUUUCCGAGAAGUAGGAGAAAAAAUCUUGACAAAGUAUGUAUCCGUGUGUGAAGGACCUCUGAAAGAGCAAGAGUGGAAUACAACAAAUGCAAAACAAAUUUUAAAUUUCUUUCAGCAUUGCUGUAACUAGUGGUUCAUUUAGUCCUUUGACAUUCCCCAAAAAGAAAAGAUCCAUGAAAUGGAAAAGAAAGCUUCAGAAAAGAAGACAUACUGAUUUUGAGAACAUUACACUACAUAAAGAUAACCAAUAUGGCUACCCUUCUUUAAAUGCUAUCUUUGUCUUCUUAUAGUCUUAAAUCUUUGAACAAAGUAUUUAAAAUGACAUAUAUGUUACUCUAACUGAAUCUGAACUAUAUAUAAUCCUGCCACUAGUAAGGAGGAACCCAAUUUAGAUUUACAGGUUUUUUUCCUCAUACUUUAGGUUACAGUAUUUUUAUUGUGAUGAAAUAUAUGUAACACAAAAUUGAAUCUUCCUAUUUUGAAGUUUGUCAUGCUUCAGAGAUUAAAAUCAAUUUACCUCAUUAUUUCAAAUACCUACUAUGGAUAUAAAUGUAGGCAAUUAAAAGGUCAUGACUAAUAUUCACAUUUAAUUUUCAGUAAGUAAAUAACAGAAAACUCCACAAAGGGAUCAUUGUGUUUAUUUUCCCAUGCAUUACUAAUCAUAGUUAAAUUUUUUAUGUAGGCAUUUUAUAGAAAAGUUAUUUCAUAUUUUGUUAAAAUAAAAAGUAUUGUUUCUUAAGUAAUGAAGAUAAAAAUCAGGUUACGUGAGUCCAUUAUUAGUUCAAAUGCUUUGAGGCACAUCUUUUGCCUAUUGUAUUGAAACCUGAAUGUUUUACCUUUAAUAGGACUGACUCGCUGAAGGCUAAUGAGCCUCACUUGAUAUCUUGCUUCCCAUCUUUCUGUCUACCUCAACUCUUGUCAUCUUGGGAUGGUCUGUGUGAUUCCUUCUGAUGCACUAGAGUUCUGUCCCAAUGACAUCAUCACAUUCCAGCCACUUUUGUGACUACACCUUGAAUAUCAAUCAUCCUGAAUUUCUAUUUCUGAAAUUUCAAUAGCUGAUGACAUUCUUAUCUUUCCAGCUUUUUAAAUGUUCUUGUUUUUACUGAUGUUUCUCUGUUUACAUUCUACAGCCUGUAAUUUCUUCAGACUUUUCUUGACUGCUCCCCCAACUUCUGAACCAUGAGCCUCUUUCACAUUUUCCUCUUUGUCCUCAGCUUCAUAGGUCACCGUAUGAACACGUGUCCCCCAUUGUUCCCUCUUCCAUCUUACCUUUCAGCCUUGUCUUUUUGUACAAACUCUCAGCACUGUGUUAAUCUUGUCAAAGCUUCUUAGGAGGCUGAGUCUAUAGAAAGGCAUGCAGUCCUUCAGAGUGCAUUAUUACAUGUGUGACUUCACUUAGAAGAACCCAACAAGCCUUUUGUUGCUAGGCUGCCCCUUUCUCUUCUGGCAGUGUGGUGGAGUCAAAUUUAUUACUCUCCUCAUGUUCUCUGCUCCUCUUGCACAGAAAGUUUAGACUCUCAAGGAGUUGACUAAUAUUUACUCAUUUUCCUGUUUUAGACAAAAGAGGUUGCCUGCUUUUUAUUGUAAACUGAUCUACAAUACAUACUUAAUUUAUGCUGUUUCCCUGAUUUCUCUCAUAGUUUCUCAUUUUCUUGUCCUUUUGGUGUUGAGCCUCACCAGAGUUCUGUUUUCUUCUUUAUUUUUAAGUUUUUCUUCUUUGCUUUUUACUCCAAAUACCCUUGUUAAGCAACAUCUUUUACAGCCAUUGCAGCUUAUAUAAUACCAGACUGUCUUCCAUGCCAGUAUCAUGAACCCCAGGCACCUUAUUCUGAAUCUUAUUUCCAACUGCCUAUUAGACACCUUCAUUUAGACAAAUGUUGCAGAAAUUUUAAAUUGAGUGUCUACAAACAGCAAAUUUUUAUCUUACAGAAAAUCUUUUCUGCUUCAUAUUUCUUCAGUUUUGUAUAUUCUGCGGAAAUAGAGAGCCUACAUUCCUACCCUCAUUUCUACAGACAUGCUCUGUGUUCUAGAUCAGUGUUUUUUCAAACAUUGAAAUCCUAGGCUGCUUUUUGAUAAACAUACACAUUCUGAAUAAACCUUGGAAACAAGAGGAAAUUCUCCCUAUCCCUGCUUCAACCCUUGGUUUAGCUUUACACAGUCAAGGUUUUUUAUGUAAUUUAGCAUUUUAACAAGUUUUAUUAUUAACUACCUUACCUUUCUAAAAUUAAAUGAUUUUUAAUGUGGUUUUAGAAGCACAGACUUCCUUAAGGGAUCAUGGUCAGUUCAUCUCAAGUGCUUCCAGUACCUUUCCCAAAUGUGCUUCUGUUUCAUAACUUCGGUAUACCUUUGUAAACAUCUUAUUUCUGAGCUCCUUGUGGCCAAUAAAUAUUUACCUUUAUGAUGCACCUUCAAUGAUCAUGUCCAAAGGAUUUUUUAAGACCUUUCCAGUAGAAAUGAGAUACUCCUUUGUUAUGUUCCCUGUCUUCCCCACCCACAUUACCACACUCACACCACAUUGCUUUGUAAUUACUUUCCUUUCUGAGUGAACUUCAUAUAUUAAAAUUUUACCUUAGCACAUAUUGCUUUUUGCAUGGUAAAUAGUAAUGGAUUUUGAAUUAAUGAAGCAUGAUUUGAAAUGCCAGAUUCUACACAAAAGAAUUGCUGCUAUUGUAUUCCAAAAUGCCAUGCCCUCUCUACCAGUUUUUGACAAGGCAAAUAGGAAUAUAUAAGAGGAACAAAGUGAUACUUAGAUUCUAAACCUGAGAAAAUAAGAGACCUUUUUAACUUCAGAAGCUGAAAGCUUCUAUUUUGCCCUUAUGACCCUUGUGGAUUCACUGGCUGGUACAAUUAUGAGGGUAUUCCUGGGUGCUUUUUGUACAAUUUUGUCCCCCAAACAAUUGGAGUAUAAUUUGUAGACUGUAGUAGUUGCAGUAUUUUUUACUCUGGUGUGUUAGAAAUGAAUAACAAUUUUUGUAUUAUUAAAUCCUGCUAAAUAAACUCUGCUUCAUUUAGAAUGAAAUAACCUCAAAAUACCAAAUAUUCCACAAUGAGGAUGGUAAUUAAGCCUGUAAUCCAUUCAACAGCUAUUGUGUAUCUACUAAAUGCCAUAUUUUGUCCUGGGUACUGAGUACAUAGCUUUGUUAAACACCCUCCUACUAUGGAACUUCUAGUGGAGGAAAGAUAUACAGUAUGCCAAUUGAUGACUACUAUGAAGAAUAAAGCAGGUGUGAGGACUAAUGUGACUUGGAGAUGGGUGCCCUUGUGUUUUACAUUGCUAGGUAGGCACAUCUAAGCACCUGUCUACUGCUUUAGCAUUUGUCUUCAGUUUCCAUCUUGUUGGUUAAAUGCCUGUGUGUUCAGUGUACUCAUAGGGAGGGCUCUUCUUAUGAAAGGCCUGAUACUGAAGUAUAGGAAUAAGUUGCCACUUGUUUUUGUCACAUAGAAAGGGUUUCUCUUCACUGUGCUUUCCUGAUGUGUGCUACCUAAGGGCCUUGUGUUUUGUUUUGUUCUUUUAGUUUCAGCUGGUCUCCUUUCUACCUUCCAUUUCCCUUUUCUUUACUAUAAGGUUACCCUGUCUGCCACAGAAUCCAAGAUUCUGUAGUUUUUUGUUUUUGUUUUCUAGUAUCACUUUUCUGCAUUUUAAAAAUACAGUAUGAGAUAACAUAAUAUAGAAGUAUUAAAUUAAGUUACUUAAUGUAGCCACUUUUUUAAAGUAUGCAUUUAUA
Molecule: messenger RNA, 4531 nt
Organism: Nannospalax galili (Upper Galilee mountains blind mole rat)
Lineage: Eukaryota; Metazoa; Chordata; Mammalia; Rodentia; Spalacidae
Gene: Rimoc1
Product: chromosome unknown C5orf51 homolog
Exons: 6
Coding region: 61-936 (291 amino acids)
Biological process (GO): mitophagy
Source: RefSeq, a predicted model, not a curated record